This is a messenger RNA of Ipomoea triloba (trilobed morning glory), 390 nucleotides long. RefSeq names its product non-specific lipid-transfer protein 1-like. The record is from RefSeq and is a predicted model, not a curated record. Bases 1 to 390 code for a protein of 129 amino acids. The transcript has a single exon. Gene Ontology annotation, molecular function: lipid binding. Lineage: Eukaryota; Viridiplantae; Streptophyta; Magnoliopsida; Solanales; Convolvulaceae. Gene Ontology annotation, cellular component: membrane. Gene Ontology annotation, biological process: lipid transport.
AUGGCAGUCGUCGGAAACCGAAAGCAGCUGAUGUCAUUGCUCCUCCUCCUAUGCGUCAUCACCUCCGGCGUUGUUAUCCCGCCACCUUGGGCGGAGGCGCAGGUAACGUGCCCUGGCCUCAUCAACACACUUUUACCAUGCGCGGUCUACAUAUAUAAUGGCGGGGAGGUACCGGCGACGUGUUGUGGCGCCCUGAAAACGGCGGUGGACGGUUUAAAAACAAAGCAAGACAGACAAAGUGCGUGCCAGUGCAUUAAAGAAGCUCUUGGUAAAGCCACGGCGGAGCAGCUGAAACGGAUUCAAGCUCUCCCGGGUUAUUGUCAAGUACCCGUUCCAUUUCCGAUUAGCCCUAGUGUCGACUGUUCAUCUGUUCCAAAGAGAAUUAAUUAA